This is a messenger RNA of Hermetia illucens (black soldier fly), 2264 nucleotides long. It is a transcript of the gene PRAS40, whose product is annotated as homeobox protein 5. The coding region runs from base 527 to 2065 and encodes 512 amino acids. Gene Ontology annotation, cellular component: cytoplasm. Lineage: Eukaryota; Metazoa; Arthropoda; Insecta; Diptera; Stratiomyidae. The transcript is spliced from 4 exons. Gene Ontology annotation, biological process: neurotrophin TRK receptor signaling pathway; negative regulation of TOR signaling; negative regulation of protein kinase activity. The record is from RefSeq and is a predicted model, not a curated record.
CUCGCGUUCGAGUUCGAGAUUGAGUGAUUCGAUUUCGAGUGCGAGUUGGUCUGUCGUCGUCGUCGCCGCGAAUCAAAAGGAACCUGAAGUCGAAGAGGACAAGCAGAAGCCGUUGCGGGAAAUCUGGGCUUUUCUCCGCUGAUUUCUUAAGCGUUCCGAUCGACUCCUUUUUGUACUUUUACCUGUUCUUGGAGAAGUCUUCUCUCAACCCGUUAUAUUUUGUAAUUUUGAAAAGUUUAUCUGCAACAGUGAAGCCGCGGACAUAGUGUGAGGACGCCAGAAUCGACUCGACAAAACUUUUUGCUUCCCCUGUUUCUGGUUCGAUUGUGAAGUGAGGAAAUUCCGGGACAAAGCAAAAUUGUGCCGGCCGAAAAGGAUAUUUUUGUGUGCGAGUUGGCGUACGUGCGAGCAGUUCUUCCUUGAAAAUCAGCGCCGCGUUCGGUGGCUCUUUUCUUGUCCGCAAAGUUGCCUUUUUGCGCCGCGCAUCCCGUCCAAGGACUCGAGAGGCGUUCCGAGUGCAAGGAAAAUGUUGAUCUCGUGCAAAUGUUUGAAUAUCACAGAAUUCAACAAUUCUGUGGAUGACCAAGUCCUGAAGAGAAACGGCGCGGUGCAGUCGCUUCUUGAAAUCGUGCCCGGCCCGGAUGAAAUCCAAGGACUAGGCGGACUCGCAGGAUUUUAUUACAUUUAUCGGGAGUUUGUAAAAUCGGCCGUUGGUCCAGUUUCCGACUUGAACGAAACAGUUUCACAAACAGAUCUUGCCUUUGAUGUGCAUCUAAAACAAUUCCUGAUCAAAUAUUGUAUUAACUGUGAGACGAUAACCCAUGUGAAAAACAUCUCAACAUCAGACUAUUGGAUCAAUUGCAAACUUCUAACCACUCCAGAAAAAAUGAAUGUCCUUAAAGAGAAUAAGCAAUUCUCAAAAGUUUUCGGGAUCCUAAUGACCCAUGAUUCAACGACAAAAGGAAAAAUUGACAGCACAAUGAGUACAUCACCAGGAUCGACAAACAUGACAACAUCGACACCAACCACCCCAACAACCCCAAACGCGCCUACCAUGGACUUGAAGAGUUUUUCAAACUCAAACUCUAAAGUACAUCCACAACAGCAGGCAUUGGUAAAAAAAUUGACGCAACAUCUAGAGGAGCAACUACAACGAGAUUACAAUGCGGCCAAUGAAAGGAUAAGUCGUUUUAUUGAACAACAAGCGGCCAUAUUGGAAAGCAAUCUUGAAAAAGCUAAGCAAGAAUAUCAAAUAUUAGUUAGCUUAAUAAAUCGAGUACCUGACGAAUUAAAAGUGAUUAUUAAUAGUAAUACUAAUAAUGUUAAUAAUAAUGAAGACUUAAUAAGUGCUGCUACAGCCAUUACAAAGUCACCAACAAAUCCAUCUAUCAAUAAAAUCACCAUAAUUAAUGAUAGUAAUACUACUAAGAAUGUUGCUGGCAAUCCACAAUCGCUAUUUACAUUAAAACAACAGCAACAACAACAACAAACACCACAACCACAAUUGACGACAACUAGUUUAGAUACGCCACCAGCAACACCAGAUAGUACCCCGAUGAGUGUUGGAAAUAGUCCAACAUUCCGACAGCAAACAAGCAUUUUUGGCAAUUCAAACUCUAUUUCGGGAAGGAAUUCAAUGAUGAAUACAUCUGCGGGUGCAGGUGCAAUCGUUGAUGGAGGCGGUAAUACAAUUGAUAGUGAUUGUCUUUUUGAACUGGAUGGUAUGGAAAAUUAUCCAGUCUCUGUUAUGCAUUCAAAUCAAAUGUCGGAUGUUGAAGAAACAGAAGAUGCUGAAGAUGCGUUAACGGAACUGCAAGGAAUACAAAUACCAAGAAUGUCUGGCCAUCAAACCGGAUCAAGCAUCGCAAGGAGUUUACCUGUGCCCAUCACAUGUGUGGCCAAAAAUCCUAAAAUGAAUUCUUUUGAGGAUCAAGAUUCAGAUCUCGUCGAAGAUCACAGUGUGGUCGACAUUGCAGCAAGCAUCAAAGCACUGGCUAAAAGUGUGCACGGUGAUACAAUUUUCGGUGAUCUUCCAAGACCAAGAUUUAACAAUAAGAAUAAUUAAAGAAUAGAAAUAAAGAUAUAAUCAUAGGUAUCGCCAGGAGCUAAAGUUAGUCAUCGCACUCAUCAGGCGGUGGAUCAUUUUUUUAUAAUUUUAUACAUUCAUCUCAUUAGUUUUUAAUGUUACUUUGAUUUUCUUUAUUUUUGUAGUAUUUUUAAGACUUACAAUAAAAUGUUUUGUGAAGAAAAAACAAACCAUUCAA